Messenger RNA from Solanum pennellii, 1083 nucleotides. RefSeq lists its product as uncharacterized. The coding region runs from base 1 to 1083 and encodes 360 amino acids. The transcript has 4 exons. The record is from RefSeq and is a predicted model, not a curated record. NCBI's taxonomy places the organism in Eukaryota, Viridiplantae, Streptophyta, Magnoliopsida, Solanales, Solanaceae.
AUGGCUGAAGAUGAUAACAAUAAACCAAUACUCCAUAUCUUUGAAAAAUGUUCGUAUGGUGAGUGCACAUAUGCUGAGAUCGCAGAAAAGUUAGAGAAAAUCUCUCGCAACAAUAAGUCUUGGAGUACUAACAAGUCAGACACUGGGAGAAACACGUUUGUAGUGCAAGCUACACACAUUCUGGCUGCAGAUGAGAUUCAGAAGGUAGAUGCGGUGAAUUACAUGGCUAAACCAACACCGCCAGUGGAUGAGUGCUAUUAUGAAGAGGAUAUUUAUGAGGUGAAUGAUCAGAUGGGGGUUUCCAACCAAACACGCAAGGCUCCAAUCACGAGAAUUGGCAUCAAGGUCAAGGAAAUCAAGGUGGGGACUAUGGUAACUACAAUAGAGAAGGCUUUCACUACUCGAGGAGGUAAGCAAACUAUUGAUCCACCAAUGCCGUCUGUGGUAGAAUAUGAGAUGAUAAAAGAUGAAGAGGUGGUGGAAACUAGUGGAGAAUUUGUGGACAAAACGAUGAAAGAAGCAGAGGUACCUCAAAAAGUGGUCCCUAUUCCUAAACCUCCACCACUAUUCCCUCACAGAUUAUUGAAGAAGACUGAGGAAGAUUUGGAACAAAUGCGCGGUUAUGAUAAAUUUAUGAAGGAUAUGGUUACAAAGAAGAGAUCGUUAAGUUUGGAGUAUGAUAAUCGAAUGCAGCAUUGCAGUUUUAUUGUUACAAGGUCUCUUGUGCAUAAAAAAGAAGAUUCAGGCGCUUUGACUAUUCCAUGUACCAUCCGAUUAUUACACUUGGCAAAAGCACUAUGUUAUCUAGGUGAAAACAUAAACCUCAUCCCUCUUUCCAUUCAUAUGAAAUUGGGUUUGCAUGACCCAAAACCUACCGCAAUGCGGUUACUGAUGGACGAACGAAAACUGAAGAGGCACAUCGAGAUAAUCCAUGAUGUGCUUGUGAAAGUGGAGUCAUUUAUAUUUUCGGCCAGUUUUUUGAUUCUUGAAUGUGAGGUGGACUUUGAGGUUCCUAUUAUUCUUGGGAGGUCAUUCCUUGAAACUAGUUCUGCCUUGGUUAAUAUGGAGAAAGGGCAGAUGUAG